Molecule: messenger RNA, 1613 nt
Organism: Chelonia mydas (Green sea turtle)
Lineage: Eukaryota; Metazoa; Chordata; Testudines; Cheloniidae
Gene: SRMS
Product: src-related kinase lacking C-terminal regulatory tyrosine and N-terminal myristylation sites
Exons: 8
Coding region: 31-1509 (492 amino acids)
Biological process (GO): cell surface receptor protein tyrosine kinase signaling pathway; protein phosphorylation; cell differentiation
Cellular component (GO): extrinsic component of cytoplasmic side of plasma membrane
Molecular function (GO): non-membrane spanning protein tyrosine kinase activity; ATP binding; signaling receptor binding
Source: RefSeq, a predicted model, not a curated record
CGCUUGGACACAGCUUUGUUGGGAACAGGGAUGGAACAACAUGUCAGGAAGCGCUUGACCUUCCUGACCUCCUUGUGGAACAAACUCUGGCCAAACACCGUCUCUGCUGACAGGCCCUCACAGGGGGAUUUUGCGCCUGAUCUUGUCGCCCUGCGGCCAGACCUAGAGCCAGAUCCUGUCCUCCCCAGCUCCUCUCUCUUUAGUGCGCUGUAUGAUUUCAGAGCCAGGAGUGCAGAGGAGCUGAGCGUCAGCCGAGGAGACAAACUCUGUGUCCUCAAAGAAGAGGGGGAAUAUGUCUUAGCCAGGAGGCUUUCGGGGGAACCAGCGCUGGGCUACGUCCCUACUAAUUACGUGGCAAGGAUCAACAAGGAAACCUCCCAUCGGCUCUGGUACUUCAGUGGAGUCAGUCGAAAUGAGGCCCAGCAGCUCCUUCUCUCACCGCCCAAUCAACACGGCUCCUUCCUCAUCCGUGACAGCGAGAGUAGCCGGGGGGAGUAUUCUCUGUCAGUCCGUAAUCAUGCUAAAGUCAGUCAUUUCCGGAUCUGUAAGGAGCCCGACGGAGGUCUGUACAUACAAAAGGGACACACUUUCCCCAACAUGGAGGAACUGCUCACCUUUUACACCAUAAACUGGAAAGUUGUACAGAGCCCCUUGUUACAGCCUUGCAUCCCUAAGACACCUCCAAUGAGAGAUGCAUGGGAACGGCCCCGUUCAGAAUUCACCCUCGGGAGGAAACUGGGGGAAGGAUACUUCGGAGAGGUGUGGGAAGGAUUGUGGAAGAACAUGGUCCCAGUUGCCAUCAAAAUCAUAAAACAAGCUGACAUGAAGGCGGAAGACUUCACCAAAGAGAUUCAGAACCUGAAGCGGCUGAAGCACGAGAGGCUGAUCCAGCUCCAUGCAGUCUGCUCUGUGGGCGAGCCCCUGUACAUCGUCACCGAACUCAUGAGGAAAGGCAACCUGGAGAGCUACCUCAGCGGUCUGGAAGGGAGGGCUCUGAGCACACUCCACCUGAUGAGCAUUGCUUGCCAGGUGGCCGAUGGGAUGACGUACCUUGAAGAACAGCACAUUGUUCACAGGGACUUGGCCGCUAGGAACAUCCUUGUGGGAGACAACCUCACCUGCAAAAUCGCCGAUUUUGGACUCGCCAGGCUCCUCAAGGACGAUAUUUAUUCCACCAGCGGCAGCACCAAAAUCCCAGUGAAGUGGACAGCACCAGAAGUAGCAAACUACCACACCUACUCACUGAAAUCUGACGUUUGGUCCUAUGGGAUCCUGCUCUAUGAAGUCUUCACGUAUGGGCAGACCCCGUAUGAAGGAAUGACAAACCAAGAAACCAUACAGCAAAUCAGCAUGGGCUACCGCCUCCCCCGGCCAAGCACUUGCCCUCCUGAGAUCUAUAUCGUCAUGCUGGAGUGUUGGAAGGGCAAUGCUGAGGAACGACCCACCUUCCUCGCUCUGAGAGAGAAACUCUGCUCGAUUUACAGACGGGCGCACAAUUCGCUCUCCUGAUGGGAACGGCCCUACGCCUCACCCCCGUGAUUAUUUGGGGUUCCAUUUCCCACACCCACCAAGCAUAGCAGCACUGCUGGAGGUAUCCAUUCCAUUGACUAGCC